GGAGUAACAAGCAUCCAAGCUUUCACCUUUAUAUUCGUAAAUAAUGUUAGUGUGAUAAAAGGGACAACCUAAAGAAAUGCAGUAUCAAAGAUGAUGAAUGCUUAAAAUCAGUAUAUCAAGGCAUCGUUAAGGAUAUUGCAAAAAGUGGUAUUCCGGAUUUAAACAUGCCUCCACUAGACCCUUUAACAGUGAGCAAUGUCGUGGUGAACAUUUUCGACACUGUCACUGGAACUCUUGUCGAUGGAGAACUCAAGGGCAUUGAAAAUUGUGUUUUCAACAAAUUUCAGAUUGAUGUACAAAAAAAAAUUACAACACAACAUAUCACUUGUGACAUAGCAAUUCAAGGCACUAUCAAGUUAGCUGGCAAAAAUCCGGCGAUGCAGGCGGUACUUGGAACCUCUUCUGUGGAUGCCUUUGGAAAGGGAGGAUUCAAAAUGGAGAAAAUUAGCUUGAAAUUCGAGGCCCCAUUCAGUCUAUACAAGAAAGAUGAUGGUAAAAUUUACCUGAAAGUGGACGACAAGGCUGUCAAAUACCUAUACAAUAUAAAAGAUGCACACUUCUGGGCUGACAAGAUUACUAUUGGAAACGAAGAUAUAAGCAAAAUAGGAGUGGAGUAUAUGAAUAAAAACUGGAGAGUUAUCAUGGAAAGUUUUGGGACCUUAUUCGUCGAUACAUCUAUACCCAUGUAUUUCGGCUUGGCUAAUCAGUUCUAUGGUGCUUUCCCCAUGAACAGCUACAUAAUUGAAGAUUUGUCAUCUUACGUUAAAUAAUAAUUGAGUUGCUAU
Molecule: messenger RNA, 785 nt
Organism: Maniola jurtina (meadow brown)
Lineage: Eukaryota; Metazoa; Arthropoda; Insecta; Lepidoptera; Nymphalidae
Exons: 5
Coding region: 165-770 (201 amino acids)
Source: RefSeq, a predicted model, not a curated record